Molecule: messenger RNA, 2554 nt
Organism: Petromyzon marinus (sea lamprey)
Lineage: Eukaryota; Metazoa; Chordata; Hyperoartia; Petromyzontiformes; Petromyzontidae
Source: RefSeq, a predicted model, not a curated record
CGACGUUUCGCUCCUUCGUGCUGAUAGCUUCUUCAGAGGGAUGUAUACUGUAUUAUUAGUCGUGUGUAAUCAGCGUGUAUGGCUCAGCCACCACCGCGACAGCCCACACAGCGGCGGUCACCCCGAGUCCUGACUGCGAGUCUCCGCACCGUGCCCCCUGGUGACACGAGGUGACAUGUCGUGUCACCUCGUGUCACCGGUGACACGAGGUGACACCUGGAGUCGACCACCCCCCCGGUAACACGAGGUGACAACUCGAGUGGACCGUGCCCCCGGUGACACGAGGCGACAUCUCGAGUGGACAGCGAUGUGACAGGGUUCCAUCCCCUUACCCCUCUCUCUCUACCGCUCUCUCUAACUCUCUCCCUACAAACCUAGCACCGGAACCGUCACCCCUGCGCCUAACCCAUAACGUCCUCUCUACCCCUUACGCUAACCUUCAUUCUAAACCCCGCGUUCCCAUCAAAUCCACUGCUGCCAUUCACCCAUCCCGUGGCCCCACCUUGCCCUGAUGCACCCAACGUGAGCUGCGGCGCGAGUUUGACACAGCGUGGGCACAAUGGGGCAUCUAAACCUGUGGAUGAAUCCCAGGCAGACACGAGUCACUGUGUCGGUGUUUUCUCCCAUGGCUCUCGACAAGUGAAAUGCAGCAGCAGCUUUCGACUUUUCAAGUGUCUGUUUCCAACAACGGUUGUGUUUUUACGAUGCGCAGAUUUACACUGAUAUAUAUUUUUAAGCAUGCAGGUAUAGCGACCCGAGCCAGCUUGUGCUGUAAAGCAAAACUUCGUUUAACGUGCACCUUCUGCGCAUUUGUCGAGCGUGAACUCCACGUUCCUGCACCCAUCGGCGUGUCGCUUGGCUCGAGACGACAGCAACAGCGCAGCAGCGCAGCUGUUGGCUCUUCGUGACGGCAGUCUGCCGUCUUCGCAGGAUGUCCGACUCCGACGCGGAGAGAGAGGAAGACAGAGAUGAGGACGUGGUCGGAGACGAGGAGGAGGAGGAGGAUUUCGUGAGCGAUGAAGGCAAGGAGGGGGAGCAAGGGGAUGAGGAAGAGCACCAAGAAGAAGAUGUGGAGCCAAAGGAGGUUGUUCCCGAUAACCCGUUGGCACUUUCGGACAUCCAAGAGUGCAUCUCGCUCCUCUGCAAGACCGGCGACGGAUUGGCGCUCGCGUACGUGCGUCUGCUUGCCGCAGCACGGUCCCUGACGAACAUCUCAAUUCUCAGCGGAUAUCCGCACCUAAGAUAUAUCGACGUUUCCUCCAACAGAAUUGCUGAUCUGUCUCCACUGUCAAACAUGUCCUACCUUGUGUCGCUGAAAGCCGACGGCAACGUCGUGGAGACGACGGAGCACCCUGCGCCGCUGGCCCACCUGCAGGUGCUGAGCCUGGCCCACAACCGCGUGGCGAGCGCCGGCACGGGGCUGCAGCACGCGCAGCUCCAGGCCCUCAACCUCACCGGUAACGCGCUGGUGCGGGUGGAAGGCUUGGGGAGCGCGUGUCGCCUGGUUUGGCUGCACACGCUCGAGCUCCGUGGCAACAAGCUCUCCUCCACUGCUGGGCUGGAGCAGCUCACCAGUCUUCAGCAGCUUUACAUGGCCGCUAAUCAAAUAACUCGGCUCGAAGGACUCUCCUCGCUGCACAAGUUGACCACGCUGCACCUCCGGGACAACCGCGUCAGCUCGCUCGGCGGUUUCAGCAGCAGCAUGGCUGCGCUGCAGUACCUCAAUCUGCGGGGAAACAAAGUGGAGGACGUGAAAGAAGUGCUGAACCUGCGAUGCCUGCCUCUGCUGAGGGUGCUCGUUUUGUCCGAAAAUCGAUGCUCCGACGGAUUUGGUAACGGCGAGGGGGAGGAGGAGGCAGCGGCAGAGGAGGAGGACGAUGAGGCCGGCGGAAUGUACCGCGCGUUCGUGCUGACCACGCUGCCCCGCUUGGAGCGGCUUGACAAGCAGCUCAUCACCGCAGAGGAGAGGGCAAGCGCCGCACAGGAAGGAGUCGAUGCCUGACCAAAGGAUGUAAGCAGUUGCCGGCCGUUCGCAUUUAUAUUUACUCGGCGGCAAUCCUCGCCCCCUGCUGGCAGGCUAAUGCCCCGGUGUCAUUCUUGCAAACGAGACUCGUCCUGGUCUCUUGAGUUGUCACCUGAUUUAAAAAAAAACUCACCUACAUCUAGAGAUAAAACUCAUUUCUUGAGAAAUGCGUUUCGCGUGUUGAGUUUGUUGCCCUUCCCCCGCUACGUACGGCGCGAAAUAAGUUCAACAUGCGUACAUACGUACCUGGUUAAACUAAAUAAAGUUGACACUUGAAAUAUAUCGGGCACGGUACAAACUCCACUGAAUGCACACACAACUUGAAGGAUGGCUGCGCUGUGCAACUAGGCUGCUGGGGCGGUGGUGGUGGUGGUGGUGGUGGUUGUCUCCCAAUCGAUUGAAAUGCACGCAGGGGUUCCAAAGAUUGCCGCGAAGUUGUGAUUGCUUUAUGUAUGCUGUGCUCACAACAGGAACCAAACGAACGAAUGUGCCGGAGUUGGUUUUGAAUAAAAGGGCAAGGGAAAAUGUUUA